Rhinocladiella mackenziei CBS 650.93 is the source of this 1683-nucleotide messenger RNA. RefSeq names its product phenylalanine-tRNA ligase. Lineage: Eukaryota; Fungi; Ascomycota; Eurotiomycetes; Chaetothyriales; Herpotrichiellaceae. The coding region runs from base 1 to 1683 and encodes 560 amino acids. The transcript has a single exon. Gene Ontology annotation, molecular function: phenylalanine-tRNA ligase activity; tRNA binding; ATP binding. Gene Ontology annotation, cellular component: cytoplasm; mitochondrion. The record is from RefSeq and is a predicted model, not a curated record. Gene Ontology annotation, biological process: phenylalanyl-tRNA aminoacylation.
AUGCAGCUCUUAAGGACCGGCGCUUUUGUGCGAGCGGCUCGAUUUGCGAGAACCUCCCUCCCUAUUCACAGAGCUGCGACGCCUGCGAUUUUCGUCCCGUCGAGAUGGUCCAGUUCUCAGGCAGCUGCAGAGCAACAACAUCCUUUCCCUGAACAGUCUGUUAAGGGCUCGAGAGAGGUCGACCCUUCGAAGACAGCCACGGUUGAGUCUAAGAGUGAUGGAGGGCGAUUGAACAUCAAGCAAAAGCCGCAAGAGUCGGAUCAGGACAAUACCAUCAUUCAGGGAUAUCAGUCUGGUGCUAAAAUCCUGGGAAUUCCCUAUAUCUUCGACAAGACAAGCAAUGUUUCGAAUUCCAUCCUCAACCUCGUUGGUCGCAAUCUCUACGACGAACCUGACCACCCGCUUUGUAUCACUCGCAAGCUUAUCGAAUCGUGUUUUCCAAGCCCCGAAUUCCACCAUUUCACCGUUAAAAGUCCUGUGGUGACGAUCCACGAGAAUUUUGAUGUUUUGGGAUUUCCAGCAGAUCACCCGGGCCGCUCGCGGACGGACACUUACUACAUUAACUCCAACCACCUUCUACGCACUCAUACAUCGGCGCAUCAGCACACGGCGUUCCAGUCACUGGCCAACGAAAAUACCACAACCGGCUACACGAUCUGUGCCGACGUGUAUCGACGCGACAGCAUCGACAAAAGUCAUUUCCCGGUCUUCCACCAGAUGGAAGGCGCAAAGAUUUGGCCCCUCCCGAAUGAUCUCCCAAGAUUCGAAGCUCAAAAGGUCCGAGCAAGCAGGAUCUGUCAGGAUAUGGUACCACUGCCUGCUCAUCAGCUCAGAGUAUACGACGAAGCGAAAGAUUUUGUGGGCGAACGGAAUCCCAUACAACUCGAGCAUGACUUAACCGAAGUAAAUCAUGUGGCGAGGCACCUAAAGCAGAGCUUGGAAAUUCUCGUCGAUGAGAUUUUCCGUGCUUCUCAACAAUCUUUGGCUUUGGGAACCAAGAUGGGUGGACCGGGAGAGGUUCGAUGGGUGGAGGCUUAUUUUCCCUUUACAAGCCCGAGUUUUGAACUCGAAGUCCUCUGGAAAGGGGAAUGGCUCGAAGUUCUCGGCUGCGGCAUCGUCCAGCAACCGAUUCUCAACAAGGCCGGGUUGAAAAACAGCAUUGGCUGGGCGUGGGGCCUCGGAGUCGAAAGAUUCGCCAUGCUCCUCUUCGAUAUUCCCGACAUUCGUCUCUUCUGGUCCAGAGACCCGCGCUUUUUGAAACAAUUCUGUCGAGGCAAAAUCACCAAAUUUGAACCUUUCAGUAAAUAUCCGGCUUGCUACAAGGAUAUGGCUUUUUGGAUCAACCCAGCCCCCGCAGCAGCUUCGCCGGUUUGGACUGAGUCGUCAUCUGGCGCAGCCGCAGCUGCGGGAGGGGACUCCAGAAAGGCGUCGCCGACCGAGGCACAGACUGCGGCAUUCCAUGAAAAUGAUAUAAUGGAGGUGGUUCGGGAUGUUGCUGGAAGCUUGGCAGAGGAUGUAAAAUUGGUCGAUGAAUUCGUACAUCCCACCUCCGGUCGAAAGAGCUUGUGCUACCGAAUCAACUAUAGAAGUCUAGAGCGAACUUUGACGAACGAAGAAGUCAACAAGAUGCAUGAAGAGGUUGCUGCUAGGAUGGUGUCGCAGUUCGGUGUCGAGAUGAGGUGA